Messenger RNA from Funneliformis geosporum, 818 nucleotides. Lineage: Eukaryota; Fungi; Glomeromycota; Glomeromycetes; Glomerales; Glomeraceae. The record is from the annotation of a GenBank genome assembly.
AUGAUGGUAGCUCUUUAAUUUCUGGAAUAUAUUCUACUGAGUAUGAAUUUUCUAAAUUACUUUUAAUAUUUUCGUUCUUUGAUUUGACAUUAACUAGCAAAGCAACUACUAAGAUUAUGCGCCAAUUUGAUAAUUAUGAAGAAAUUGAUAAUGCAGAAUUAUAUGAUAUUGAUGAAAAUCUCUUUAAAGAAUAUAUAUCGCAAAAGGGACCUAUAACACCCCAACAUGCACCAAAAAGUAAAAAGUCCUAUCCCAAAUUGAUGCUAGCUAUAUCAAAUAAAGUUGAAUAUAUGAAUCAAGAAGUUAUAUUUGUAGCAAUUUCUUGUGUAACAGAAUUCGAUAUGUUAGUUAAGGCAGAAUCAAAUGAGUUAAAUAAUAAAUUAGAACCUGUUACAAUUCAAGUUGAUGAUAAUUUAUCAAAAAUUAGUUUUAAACAAGACAACAAUCUUUUAAAUGGAAAAACCGUCAUUUAUAAAAUGAUUUUAGGUUCCACUGAAAAGGAUAAAGUAUUUAUUAAUGUUAAUAACGGGAAAGUUGAUGAAUUUAAGGUAGAAAAAAUUGGCGGGGUUGUUUCUUUUGUUCAUGAUAAGACUUCGUCUGAAAAAAGGACGAAGACGGAUUGCUUUAUAUUUAACGCUGAUGGAAUACAUGGAAUACAUGGACUUAGAUUUAAUGAUAAAUCUUCAGACAACUUGGAGCAUUUUAAUUAUCCAAGAAGGCUUACAAUUGAAUUAAAUACUUUAUAUAAAACCAUAUCUUGCAUAUCACGAAUUAAAAAUUCCGUUUUUGAUCAUUAUUUUCAUAUUGAACAAAUAUAG